This is a messenger RNA of Camelina sativa (false flax), 2051 nucleotides long. Its product is annotated as putative glycosyltransferase At3g07620. The record is from RefSeq and is a predicted model, not a curated record. Gene Ontology annotation, molecular function: glycosyltransferase activity. NCBI's taxonomy places the organism in Eukaryota, Viridiplantae, Streptophyta, Magnoliopsida, Brassicales, Brassicaceae.
GUAAGAAGACACAACACCUGUUUCACUUUAGUUUGGGUUCAUUCAUUCACUAAAGACCUUUCACUUUCGAUUCAAGAUUGUUUCACUUUCGAUUCAUUCAAGAUUGGUUCCUUUUAAUGGUCUCGUUUUGUUUCGGGUUAGUUUCUCAAGCUCAAUCUUGAAGAAGACAAGAACAAAGUGGAGGUAUCCUUGUCCUUGCUUGAUUCUUACUCAAUUCAUUUGAUGUGAUUAUUAAUCCUGAGUUGGGGUGAUGAGAAUUAGAAUCAUUACCGGAUUGGAGAGAUUUCAUCUUUCCGACAUCCGGAGAUUGCUGUUGGGAACCAUUGUCACAGUUGGUUUCGUUGUUCUGCUUGUUCAGUGUUUUGGUAUUCCUUCUUUUUACUGGUCUCCUCCUCCAGUUAAGGUUUCAGUGAUUGACUUAACCAAUUCUAAUGUCACUCAAGUUUCUGUUAUGAAUUACAUAAAUCUCUCUGAUGAUGAGGAAUUUGUAAAGAGGGAUCUUGGUAGAGAAAAUGCUGUUGUAAUUAGUAAGGAGAAGGUAGAGUUUAAUGUAUCUGUUAUUGGUAGACCAAAUAUAUCAUUGAGGAAGACUAAAAUGGUGGUUGAGAGCUCAGAAUCAGAUCCAACUUCGGUUUUAGUUCGGGGUAAAGAUAGUAGGAAAGGUGAUGUUUUGUCUAUAAGGAGGCACAAGAGAAGAGGGGCUGCGGUUUCGAUAUCUCAGAUGAACUCGUUGCUGAUCCAGAGUCUUUCUUCUUUUAAAUCUCCUAAGCCUCGGUGGUCAUCAGCUCGAGACUCUGAAAUGCUCUCUGUGAGAUCAGAGAUUGAGAAAGCCUCUGUUUUGCAUGACACUCUUGGACUUAGUGCCUCGCUUUAUCGAAAUAUCUCCAAGUUUCAAAGGAGUUACGACUUGAUGGAGAGGAAACUCAAAGUGUAUGUGUAUAAGGAAGGAGAGAAACCAAUAUUUCAUACGUCAAUACCUCGAGGGAUUUAUGCCUCAGAAGGUUGGUUCAUGAAACUCAUGGAAAGCAACAAGAAGUUUACAGUAAGAGAUCCAAGGAAGGCUCAUUUGUUCUACAUACCCAUCAGCAUAAAAGCUCUUAGGUCUUCUCUGGGACAGGAUUUUCAGACACCAAGGAGCCUUGCAGACCAUUUAAAGGAAUAUGUCGAUUUGAUAGCAGGAAAGUACAAGUUCUGGAACCGAACUGGUGGAGCCGAUCAUUUCCUUGUUGCUUGCCAUGAUUGGGGGAACAAACUGACAAAAAAAACCAUGAGGAAUAGCGUUCGAGCACUUUGUAACUCAAAUGUUGCCCAAGGAUUCAGAAUUGGGAGUGAUACAGCUUUACCGGUCACAUAUAUACGCUCAGCCGAGUCUCCUCUUGAGUACCUAGGUGGAAAAGCUCCGUCCGAAAGGAAGAUUCUUGCAUUCUUUGCUGGAAGCAUGCACGGAUAUCUCCGUCCGAUACUAGUAAAGCUUUGGGAGAAUAAAGAACCUGACAUGAAGAUUUUUGGUCCAAUGCCUCGUCACCCUGAAAGCAAGAAACAAUACCGAGAAUACAUGAAAAGCAGCCGGUACUGCAUAUGCGCGAGAGGUUAUGAAGUCCACACUCCUAGGGUUGUCGAGGCUAUCAUGAAUGAAUGUGUUCCGGUCAUCAUUGCUGACAACUACGUGCCUCCUUUUUUCGAGGUUUUGAACUGGGAGGAAUUUGCAGUGUUUGUUGAAGAGAAAGAUAUCCCAAAUCUGAGAAACAUUCUGCUGUCGAUACCGGAAGAGAGAUAUAUCGGCAUGCAAGCAAGGGUAAAAGCGGUGCAGCAACAUUUCCUGUGGCACAAGAAAGCGGUGAAGUUGGAUCUUUUCCAUAUGAUUUUGCAUUCAAUUUGGUACAGCCGAGUUCAUAGAAUUAAAACCAGGUGAAAACAACAUUUAUGUGAAUGCAUUUGAGUGGUUAUCACCACUACCUUUAUAACUGUAUUCAACUCAGUUAAUGGUUUUUGCUGAUCUUUCGAUAAUGAUUACAGAGGAGAAGAAAGUUAAAAGAAAGUUAAAAACCUUA